This is a messenger RNA of Taeniopygia guttata (zebra finch), 1868 nucleotides long. NCBI's taxonomy places the organism in Eukaryota, Metazoa, Chordata, Aves, Passeriformes, Estrildidae. The record is from RefSeq and is a predicted model, not a curated record.
CUGAGGGGAAGGGAGGCGUUGCCUGGCAACGCCGCGGGGACGGAGGGUCAAGUGACCCCGCGGAACCAAUGGGAGCGCGCCGAGGGUGGCGGGCCGCCCUCACGUGACGCCCCUGCCGACCAAUGGCUGGCGGAGGGGCGUGUCCCGACGCGCUGUCAUCAUGGCGGACGGGGAGCGCUCGCCGCUGCUGCCGCCCGAGGCGGGGCCGGGCCCGGGCGGGGCCGCGGCCGCCGGCGGCGGAGGGGCGGAGCCCGGCGAGGCCCCGCCCCCUUUCUCGCCGCUGGGCAGCCCCGAGGCGGCGGGGGCGGGGCCGCCGGCGGUCACGUGCCGCGUGUGCCAGCGGCCAAUCAGCGUGGAGGGGAAGGCGCACCAGCACGUGGUCAAGUGCGGUGGGUGUGGCGAGGCCACGCCAAUCCGCACGGCCCCCGGCGGGAAGAAGUACGUGCGGUGCCCCUGCAACUGCCUGCUGGUGUGCCGCGCCUCGGCCCAGCGCAUCGCCUGCCCCCGGCCAUACUGUAAGCGCAUCAUCAACCUGGGCCCGGUGCACUCGGGGGCGCCCAGCCCGGACCCUCCUCCCGGCGGGGUGCGCGUGGCCUGCGCCCACUGCGGCGGCCCCUUCCUGUGGGCGGAGCUCCCCGACCGCUCCCUGGCCCGCUGCCCGCACUGCCGCAAGGUGUCUGCGAUUGGCCGGCGGUUCCCGCGGCGCCGCUGCCUCUGCUGCCUGAUGGGGGCGCUGCUGAUGGGCGGGGCCGCGGCCGGGCUGGCGGCCGGGACGUGGUGGCUGUGGCGGCGGGCGCGGUGGGUGCCGGCGGCGUGGGCGGUGCUGGGGGCGGGCGCGGGGGCGUGUCUGCUGCGGGCGGCCUAUUGGGGCUGCGUGCGGGUCAGCCAGCCCCUCCCCCCGCGGGCCUGACCACGCCCCCAGCCCGUGGGACACGCCCCCUGCCCGUGGGACACGCCCUAUUCGCCGUGGGACACGCCCUGUGCGUUAUCGGGCGAAUAAUCCACUCCUGGCCCCGCCCCCUGCCUGUGGGACACGCCCCCUGCCCGUGGGACACGCCCCCUUCGCCGUGGGACACGCCCCGUGCGUUAUCGGGCGAAUAAUCCACUCCUGGCCCCGCCCCUUCGCUGUGGGACACGCCCCGUUGGUUAUCGGGUGAAUAAUCCACUCCUGGCCCCGCCCCCUUCGCCGUUGGACGCGCCCCAUUGGUUAUCGGGCGAAUAAUCCACUCCUGGCCCCGCCCCCUCCCCUGGGACACACCCACGGUCGCGAUGACAUCACACGGCCACGCCCCGUUGGUUAUCAGGCGAAUAAUCCACUCCUGGCCCCGCCCCCUGCCCUUGGGACACGCCCCAUUGGUUAUCGGGCGAAUAAUCCACUCCUGGCCCCGCCCCCUUCACCGUGGGACACGCCCCAUUGGUUAUUGGGCGAAUAAUCCACUCCUGGCCCCGCCCCCUUCACCGUGGGACACGCCCCGUUGGUUAUUGGGCGAAUAAACCACUCCUGGCCCUGCCCCCUGCCCAUGGGACACGCCCACGGCCGCGAUGACGUCACACGGCCACGCCCCGUUGGUUAUCGGGCAAAUAAUCCACUCCUGGCCCCGCCCUCUUCACCGUGGGACACGCCCCCUGCCCGUGGGACACGCCCACGGUCGCGAUGACGUCACACAGCCACGCCCCCGUUGGUUAUCGGGCAAAUAACCCACUCCCGGCCCCGCCCUCUUUUGCAUGGCCCCGCCCCUUCUGCAUGCCCCAGGCCCCGCCCACUUGUACAUAAGCCCCGCCCCCUUGUACAGCGUUAUUUAUUGGCUGGCCACGCCCACUUGGGGGUGGGGCCAGAGUGUAAAUAAACCCAAAAUCCCGAAGUUUCA